This is a messenger RNA of Coregonus clupeaformis (lake whitefish), 1647 nucleotides long. RefSeq names its product tumor necrosis factor receptor superfamily member 14-like. The transcript is spliced from 8 exons. Gene Ontology annotation, biological process: defense response to virus; TRIF-dependent toll-like receptor signaling pathway; CD40 signaling pathway. Gene Ontology annotation, molecular function: CD154 receptor binding; antigen binding; transmembrane signaling receptor activity. Lineage: Eukaryota; Metazoa; Chordata; Actinopteri; Salmoniformes; Salmonidae. Bases 383 to 1345 code for a protein of 320 amino acids. Gene Ontology annotation, cellular component: external side of plasma membrane; membrane; CD40 receptor complex. The record is from RefSeq and is a predicted model, not a curated record.
GGGAAAGAGGUGGGUGAGAGAGGCGAGGAAGGAGCUCUAUAUUCACUCUGAGAGAAUGAAGGAGAGAGAGAGAGAGAGAGAGAGAGAGAGAGAGAGAGAGAGAGAGAGAGAUAGAUAGAGAGAGAGAGAGAAGACAAAGAGUGAGUGAUACUUCAGCGGAAGAAAGAAGUAAAAUGCAGAAAUAGUGAUAGAGAGAGAGAGAGAGCUAGAGACUGAGAGGCGGAGUGUGAAAGGAUAUACAUGAAACUGAGACCAAUGGAUCAACAACAUUGAUGGUGAAGAAGAAUGUUUUACUUUAAUAGUAACGAUUUUACAGAGGAGAAUUACUGAAAAACACAAACUUUAUGAUAGAGUCAACAUUUUUAUAUCAAUUGGACUAGAGAUGGCUAGAUUGGAAUGCAAAACUGAGGAAUACCUUCAUGAUGCUUCUGGGGUGGAAAGGUGCUGUGAGCGUUGUCAUAAAGGACAGUAUGUUCGCACCGACUGUGGCAAGUCUACAAAAACAGAGUGUGAAACCUGUCAACAUGAAUACUACACUGCUGAAUUAAACUCCUUGAAAAAAUGUUUACCCUGUAGGGUCUGCCAUUCCAGUAAUAACCAGAGGGUAUGGAGUGAGUGUGAAGCCAGUAGGGACAGGCAAUGUGUGUGUGUGACUGGUUUCUACUGUACGGACGAUGGAUGCGAACACUGCCUACCCGUGACCCUGUGCCCUCUGGGGUCAGGGGUCGUGAAAGAAGCCACCCCCCACAAUGACACAGUCUGUGCCCCGUGCCUACCUGGGACCUACAACAACAUCUCCGAUGCCAUCACACGCUGCCAAACACACACCAGGUGUGGGGACCUAGGGAGGGAGGUGAAAAGUGCUGGGACUGAGACGACCGAUGCUGUGUGUGAUGCCAUAUCUAUAUCUCGGUGUCACUGGAUACUGCCUACCAGUCUGUGGGCGGGACUAGUGGUGACCUCACUCCUCAUCAUAAUCUUGAUCUGCAUCUAUUGGAGGGCCAAGCGUCAAUCUUACAUGCCAGCCAACUCCAGUGGUCCUGGUAUUCCUGUAGAGCCUGCACCUCCUUCCUUCGCUCCAGCUGAGCUCAAGUUCCCCACAGAGUGCAACAGCCAUUGGAGCCUGGACCAGAAAUGUACUGAGGCACUCUUCAUCAACACAGCUGUUAUUCAGGUUAACGGCUGUACGUCAGACUGUGAAGUUGAGGCCAAUAGCUCCACCAUAACAAUGACAGCGUCAGAGCGAUUCAGCCAAUCGGAUCACAGUAAUGGAAUGAGAGGAAAUGUCAUCAGACCCUCCCGCUACCUAUCAGAGCCACAGGAAGAUGAGUGGCCAGGGACAUAAUUCUGAUUUUCAACAAAGUCUUUUUUUGUAUUACUUUUUACAACGAACAAGACCUACAUGGAAAAACAGAUGCGCAGAUUCCUCCUUGAAAGUUCUUGGAUACAAUACCUUUUUUGAAAGUCACAUCUCUGCAAUGUAAAUUUACUGAACUAUAAACAUUCUAUUAAAGGGAAAGUCACUUAUCUCUGCAAUGUAAAUAUACUAAACUAUAAACAUUAUAUUAACAUUCUUUGAUUCUUAGGUCAUUGAAAAAACUGUUGAGGAGGGUUUAAAUAAAGUGUAACCACUGAGGUCAAAUCUCA